AUGUAUUUUUCAGUAUCCCAACGUGUGUCUGCGGUGUCUCUGCUAUCCUCUCGGAAGUCUCAACUGCACUCUGCUUAUAAAGUCCGCCACCAGCUCCAGGCCUAUGUAUUAAGGAGCGCUCCUGUAUCUCGCCGAUCACAAUGCUCACAACAAAACGCUACGAUAAGAAUGGCAGAUGAUUCAACCGAAGUUUCUCUCCCAAUAAAGAUAGGAGCUUUGCUGGUCGUGGCUGGAUUUAUUAUCACAGCCUUCCUUCCCGCUGCUGGGGUCAUCAAGAAUGCACUCACUGAUAACGGGGAUAACGUCGUGGACUAUCAACUUAGUAAGGUUCCGGUAUUCACUGUAACGGAUGCCUCUGGAAGACCUUUUCUCUCAGAGACCGAGGAUCAUCGCUCGCGACUCGGAUACUUCUUCAUCCAACCUGCUGACGCCGAGCUAUUUCUAAACCGUGUCAAAAACGAAAAUGCUGAUGCAAAGGUGCUAACGGUCGGUUUGAACGAAGCUGUGAAGUACUUGGACUCGAAACCGAGGUCGUCGAAGUCCAUCCCCGAGACCUUUUCUUUGUUUCCAGAUGAGCAUGAGUCACAAAUAGCACAAGAUAUCACGGACGGGGCGUUUCAGAGAAACUUUGGGCCUUCCGGAGUUCCCAUUUUUUAUGUGGACGGGCUCGCACUCAAAGAAGACAAGGAGGGACAGGCUAUCAUACCACUGUUCUUUGAGAAGGAAAAACUCGAUGAAACCCUUGAAACUCUAAAAAAACAAAGCCCGGAAAUCGUCAUUGAAAUGAAAGAUCUGCAAGUCAUUGACCUGAACCAGACAAUCAAAGAAAUACGAACCGGCGGUAAUCCUAAAUUCAACCGCAUAGCUUUUAAGAAUUAUUUCAUUCCAGUAAUACCUGACGUACUGCACAUGUCUUCACCACGAGCUUGUUUUAACCACAGUACUCUGUACCUCGGAAAACGGUGA
Molecule: messenger RNA, 966 nt
Organism: Chondrus crispus (carragheen)
Lineage: Eukaryota; Rhodophyta; Florideophyceae; Gigartinales; Gigartinaceae
Exons: 3
Coding region: 1-966 (321 amino acids)
Biological process (GO): protein transport
Source: RefSeq, a predicted model, not a curated record